Monopterus albus (swamp eel) is the source of this 1007-nucleotide messenger RNA. RefSeq names its product trace amine-associated receptor 13c-like. Lineage: Eukaryota; Metazoa; Chordata; Actinopteri; Synbranchiformes; Synbranchidae. The record is from RefSeq and is a predicted model, not a curated record. The transcript has a single exon. Gene Ontology annotation, biological process: G protein-coupled receptor signaling pathway. Gene Ontology annotation, molecular function: trace-amine receptor activity. Gene Ontology annotation, cellular component: membrane. The coding region runs from base 21 to 1007 and encodes 328 amino acids.
CCCUGCUCCUCUCCUCCCUGAUGGAUGACACUUGGGGCUCUGAGCUCUGCUUCCCCAACCUCAACUCCUCCUGCAGGCGUCUGCUGCGACCACGAUCUGAGACUCUUCUACUCUACAUACUAGUUGCAUCUGUCUCUCUGCUCACUGUGACACUCAAUUUGCUCAUCAUCAUUUCCAUCUCCCACUUCCGGCAGCUCCACACCCCAACCAACACUCUGCUCCAGUCUAUGGCUGUUUGCGACAUGGGACUGGGGCUGUUAGUGAUGCCUGUUGAAGGUUUGCGCUACAUUGAGAGAUGCUGGCUGCUGGGGAGGAUAAUGUGUGCUGUCUCACCUUAUCUCUUUUACUCUCUGGUUUCUACCUCUUUGGGCCACAUGGUGCUCAUAUCCAUCGACCGUUAUCUGACUAUCUGUGACCCACUGAUCUACUCCUCUAAGGUCACUGUGACUAAUGUUAAAAUCUGUAUCUGUCUCUGUUGGACCUGUUCAAUUACCUACAAUGUGUUACUUCUAAUAGACCACUUAGUGCAGCCGGACAGAUUCAGCUCCUGCCAUGGGGAGUGUGUGGUGGUCAUCAGCCAGAUCUCAGGAACUGUCGACAUGUUCAUGACCUUUAUUGGGCCUUGUACUGUCAUGGUUGUGCUGUAUAUCAGGGUGUUUGUGGCUGCCCUUUCUCAGAUGCGUGUAAUUCAGUCACAGGCUGCUGUUACCAAGGCCAGAGCAGCUCCACCUGCUAGAAAAUCACCACCCAAGGCAGCCAGGACUCUGGGGAUUCUGAUAGUGGUGUAUUUAAUGUGUUACUGCCCAUUCUUCUAUCCUGCUCUUUCAGGUGUGAACAGCUCAAGUAGCUUGUCAUAUUAUCCCAUUUUGGCUUGGAUUAUGAUACUGAACUCUUGCUUGAACCCUCUGAUUUAUGCCAUGUUCUACCCCUGGUUUAGGAAAGCUAUCAAACUCAUCAUCACACUCAGAAUACUGCAGGAUAACUCCCCGGAGGUCAAGAUCCUGUAG